Penicillium cataractarum is the source of this 1575-nucleotide messenger RNA. RefSeq lists its product as uncharacterized. The transcript has 3 exons. Lineage: Eukaryota; Fungi; Ascomycota; Eurotiomycetes; Eurotiales; Aspergillaceae. The record is from RefSeq and is a predicted model, not a curated record. Bases 1 to 1575 code for a protein of 524 amino acids.
AUGGCUCCGACUCCGGGAUUCAACGCUGAGGUUGCCAAGCAUCACGAGCUUCUCAGCCGCGAUGAACCCAGCGCUACGAACUCGUCUCUGAAUGGCAAGCCACAGCUGCCAGAAGAGGUAGUCACCGCCCCACUCUUUUCCCUGCCUGCACGUACGGCUCUCUCCAUCAAAUACGAGAGAAAUUACACGAGCAAUACUGAUGACUCGGUGUAUCCUCAAUACGGACUCCUGGGUCACCGCGUGGACGACUCUGAGGACAUCACCCAGGACUCUCUCGUGUAUACCAACACCGCAGCUCCUUGGUCAACCUUCAUCUGUGGAAGCCAAGGGAGUGGAAAGAGUCAUACUCUGUCGUGCCUGUUGGAGAACUGCCUGAUCCCGUCUUCGCCUGCGGGAAGAUUGACCGCACCGCUCGCCGGCGUGGUCUUUCACUAUGACAAGUUCACGGGGUUUUCGAGCACCCAGCUCUGUGAGGCUGCUUACCUUUGCUCCUCUCAGAUUCCAGUUCGCUUGCUUGUGUCUCCGACGAAUUUCCUGUCAAUGAAGAACGCCUACACCAAUCUGGCGGGGUUAGGAAACGUUUCCCACAUGCUGAAGAUUGAGCCGAUGUACCUUCCAAUGAAGGGGCUCAACAUCAGCAUGAUGAAAACAUUGAUGGGAAUUGACAACGUCUCGACCCAGCCACUCUAUAUCCAGGUGGUAAUGAAGAUUCUUCGGGACAUGGCGAUUGCCAAUCAAGGUCGAGAGAGAUUCGACUACGGCAUGUUCCGGAGAGAACUCGAUGCAGAGAACUUCAUCAAGGGCCAACAAGUUCCCCUGCAAAUGCGACUAGAUGUUCUCGAGUCCUUCUUUGAGCCGGGUACCAUGCCGAAUGGGAAUGGGAAGCCCCGGAGGCAGUCUUGUGCAGACGAUAUCUGGAAGUUCCCCAAGGGUACUCUGACAAUCAUUGAUCUGAGUUGCCCAUUUGUUGGUCCCGAUGACGCAUGCGCAUUGUUCAAUAUCUGCAUCUCGCUCGUCUUGAAGGAUCGCCAUGAAUCGGGCAGAAUCCUGGCCUUCGAUGAGGCUCACAAGUUCCUGACGGCAACGUCAUCCGAAGCAAUGGAGUUGACGGAAAACCUCCUCUCCAUUGUACGACAACAGCGGCACUUGGGCACACGCGUCCUCAUCGCCACCCAAGAGCCAACCAUCUCACCCAUCCUCCUCGAUCUUUGCAAUCUGACCAUAAUCCACCGCUUCACUUCCCCGGCUUGGUUCAAAGCGAUCAAAGCCCACAUUGCAGGGGCCCGCGAGAAUGCCGAGGCUAGAGAAAGCCUGGAGCGUGAUCUCUUCCGAAAGAUCGUCCAGCUCAGUACGGGCGAGGCAUUGCUUUUCUGCCCGACUGCACUGUUGGAUGUCAUGAGACGAGGUGAUUCGAGUCCCGGGGGGCUGAGCUCUAGCGACUCCGGCCAAAUGACGGACGAUGAGGAUUUCACAACUGGAGAUCAUCAUGCUGUUCAACUGGGGGCUGGUCAUGUCCAUGUUCGUGUGCGGAAGCGUGUCACUGCAGAUGGUGGUCGAAGUAUCAUUGCGCAGUGA